AUGCCUGCUGAAGUGAAAGAGGAGCAGAGUUCAGAGGGGCCUCCUCCACUAUCUUUGUCCCAGGAGGCUAAAGAGGCAACUCUUGAUAACCCAUCCACCAAUGACGAACUGGACACACCCACCUCCAUUGCCUCUGUGAUGACCUCAACCAAUGAGAGCUCUACAGAGACCGACACCCCGCAGCAGACAGACACUGAGGAGUCCAAGGCCGUGGAGCAAGAGGGUGAACAGACUUCCAGUGAGACCCAGAAAUCCUUGGAGAUACAGCAGGAGAACUUCCGGACAUCAGACACACCUGAUCUCACAACGAUUCCAGAGGUUCAAGAAAACACCCCAACCGAGCAACCUGUUCCUGAAGCAAACAUCGAACCGUCUGAGUCUGUUACACAAACCACAACGACCAACAGCACUACCACAGCACCCCCACAACCUGAGUUGGUACCACAGUCUGGGGACCCUCAGCCAGUGAACCCAGACAGGCAGAGCAGAGUGUACACCCUCCCUGACAGCUACAGAGGCAUUGGGGUUGACUUAUGUGCAGGGUAUGGAAGCCUGUCCCGCGCUACCCUCCACAGCUACUGGCCUGCCAAGAACUUCCAGCCUGGGCCGCACUACACCUUACCCUUCCUCAGGGACAGCUACGCUCCCUCAGGCCUCAGCAGUCAGACAGAGGAAGACGGCCUCAGUGAACGGGGAGAAAACCCUCUGGACAUGAAGACUGACCACCCAGCUGCCAGUUACCCAACACUGGGGGGAAUCCACCAGUUCAGGCCAAUUACCACCAUGGAGCUCCUCAGGGAGCCCUCCAGAACCAGAGGUGGCUAUGACGACGCUUUCAUGGCCCAGCUGGAGGGCAACCUGAAUCCUUUCUUCCAGGCCAUGUGCCGAGCACAGACCCUGCAGUUCCCCCACAAACGCAGCAGCAUGGUCAGCCUGGACAGCAUCCGCAGAGACCCGCGCUGGAGAGACCCCAACCUACAUGAGGUGAUCUCAAUGCUCAGCCACCCAAUGGACCCGGUCAAGUCCAAUGCUGCGGCCUAUUUGCAGCACCUGUGUUAUGAGAACGACCGCAUCAAGCAGGAGGUGCGGCAGCUGAACGGGGUGCCGAUCUUGGUGGAGUUAUUGGACCACCCCAAAGCUGAGGUCCACCGCAAGGCCUGUGGUGCUUUGCGCAACAUAUCCUACGGAAAAGACCACAGUAACAAAAUGGCCAUCAAGAACUGUGAUGGCAUCGAAGCUUUAGUCAGACUGCUAAGGAAGUCUAGCAGCAUGGAAGUCAAAGAGUUGGUCACAGGCACUCUGUGGAACCUCUCCUCACACGAGCCGCUGAAGAUGAUGGUCAUCAACAACGGGCUUCAAACGCUGACGGAUGAGAUCAUCAUCCCCCACUCAGGCUGGAGGAGAGACUCAGCUGCCCCCUCCAAACUGCUGAGUGCUGAAUGGACCACAGUCUUCAAGAACACCUCUGGAUGUCUGAGGAACGUCAGCUCAGAUGGGGCGGAGGCUCGACAGAGGUUGAGGGAGUGUGAGGGCCUGGUGGAUGCGCUCCUUCAUGCCCUUCAGUCAGCUGUUGUCAACAAGGACACUGACAAUAAGUCAGUGGAGAACUGCGUCUGCAUCCUGCGAAACCUGUCCUAUCAUGUUCACAAAGAAAUACCAGGAACGGAGCGAUUUCAGGAACCCCAUGCCAAUCAUCUGAUGAGGUCAGUAGGGCAACAAAAGAAGAAGAAUGAUCCUGAUCUUUUUGGAGGGAAAAGACCCAAAGAGGAGUGGUUCAGUCAAGGUUGGAAAAAUGGAUUUAUGGACAGAAAAUACGGUACAUUGGAUUUACCAAAACGUACAGAACAAAUGAAAGGGUUGGAGCUGCUGUACCAGCCAGAGGUGGUGAGGCUUUAUCUCUCUCUUCUCACCUGCAGUCACAACCACAACACCCUGGAGGCGGCUGCAGGAGCACUCCAAAACCUCGCUGCGGGACACUGGGCUUGGUCCAGCUACAUCCGUGCCACAGUUAGAAAAGAGAAAGGGCUGCCUAUUCUGGUGGAGCUGCUGCGCUCAGAUGUGGACAAAGUGGUGCGAGCUGUGGCUAUUGCUCUUCGCAACCUGGCAAUGGACAGAAGAAAUAAAGACCUAAUAGGGAACUAUGCUUUGAGGGACCUUGUCGGUAAUUUGCCAUGUGGGCAGCAGUACCCAGCAAAGAAUCUUGAGGGAGAUACGGUGGUGUCUAUUCUGAACACUAUCCAUGAGAUCAUCACAGAUAGCCCAGAGAAUGCCCGAGCGCUCAUACAGGGUCAUGCUGUGCAGAAACUGGUGGCCAUCAACAAGUCAAGCCAAUCAGCACGGGAGACCAAGGCAGCUUCCCAUGUGCUCCAGACAAUAUGGGCCUACAAGGACCUGAGAAACACUCUGAACAAGGCUGGUUGGAACAAGAGCCACUUUAAGCCAACAACUACCGGAGUGACUAAAAAAUCUAAGAGUGGAAAGCAAGGCAGCGAUGACAUCACCUUGCCUCUCAUGGACAAAAACCAAGAUGUUUAUUCCACUUUAGAGCCAAAUGAUAGAAUUGGAGAUGGAAAAGCGCCUGUUGUGGAAAGAGAUGCUCUCCAGGCGAUAAGUGAGAGAAAACACUUCAUCAGAGCUGGCAGGCCUGCAGUGGGCCUCAUGGAUAACAAACCUCCACCACUGGACUCCUGGGUGUAA
Micropterus dolomieu (smallmouth bass) is the source of this 2697-nucleotide messenger RNA. RefSeq names its product ARVCF delta catenin family member a (gene arvcfa). Gene Ontology annotation, biological process: cell-cell junction assembly; cell-cell adhesion. The record is from RefSeq and is a predicted model, not a curated record. The transcript has 16 exons. Gene Ontology annotation, cellular component: plasma membrane; cytoplasm; nucleus. Lineage: Eukaryota; Metazoa; Chordata; Actinopteri; Centrarchiformes; Centrarchidae. Bases 1 to 2697 code for a protein of 898 amino acids. Gene Ontology annotation, molecular function: cadherin binding.